AUGGAGGAUGCCGUGUCCAUCAGGCCGGACUUCCUGCACGGCGCCGCCGACCCCUCCUCUGGCAAGCACCAUUUCUACGGCGUCUUUGACGGUCACGGUUGCUGCCAUGUGGCCUGGAUGUGCCAGGACAGGAUGCACGCGCUGGUCGCGGACGAGUACAAGAAGGCGGGCUCCGGCAACAGUGCCACGGCGGCAGCGGCGGAGCCGGCCUGGGAAGAGGUGAUGAAGAAGGGGUUCGCGCGGAUGGAUGAUGAAGCCGCGAGCCGCAGCAGCAACGGCGGCCUCGCCUGCCGCUGUGAGCUGCAGAAGCCCGCGCGGUGCGACCACGCGGGCUCAACCGCUGUCGUCGCGGUUGUCAGCCCCACCAGCGUAGUCGUCGCCAACGCCGGCGACUCCCGCGCUGUCCUUACCCGCGCCGGCGUCCCCGCGCCCCUAUCGGUCGACCACAAACCUGACCGGCACGACGAGCUAGAGCGCAUCCAGGAGGCGGGUGGCCGCGUCAUCUACUGGGACGGCGCAAGAGUGCUUGGCGUCCUUGCCAUGUCUCGAGCCAUCGGUGACGGCUACCUGAAGCCGUUCGUGACGGCGGAGCCUGAGGUGACGGUGACGGAGCGCACGGACGACGACGAGUGCCUGAUCCUGGCGAGCGACGGGCUGUGGGACGUGGUGACCAACGAGAUGGCGUGCGACGUCGUCCGGGCCUGCUUCCGUAGCAACGGCCCUCCGUCGCCGCCUGGCGCGCGGCCGAACGGCGUGCAGGGCGGGAAGGCGACGGUGCCAGCGCGGUGA
This is a messenger RNA of Miscanthus lutarioriparius, 789 nucleotides long. The record is from the annotation of a GenBank genome assembly. NCBI's taxonomy places the organism in Eukaryota, Viridiplantae, Streptophyta, Magnoliopsida, Poales, Poaceae.